CUGGAUGGGACCCACAGUGAGCGCAGCCACAUUCCCACAGGACACAGGUCAUGUCAGGGCAGCUCCCGGCCCCUGGUGCCAGCCGGGAUCAGGGCACUGAGGACACCCCCGGCUCACACCCCACACAGUGUGUGCCCCCCCAGUGCUCUGCAGUGCGGGUUCCCGUCAUCCAUCACCAUGGCUCCAACACCCUCACCUUCGACUUCCACCCCCCGGAGGCCUCUGGGGCCGCUGGGCACGGCCGGGGCCCCCCCAGGAGCUCAGUGAGUGACUGGUACCAGACCUGGCCGGCCAAGGAGGGGAGGAUGCGCAGCCCCCCAGCACCCGCUGGCCCCACACCCGGCCCCAUUGCUGCCCCCCCCGGCCCCCGGCCCCCCGGCUGGUCGGCAACAUGGAGCAAGGACAGCAGGAGACGGGAGCGGCGCUGGGUCAAGUACGACGGCAUCGGGCCGGUGGAUGAGACCGGGAUGCCCAUAGCCUCGCGCUCGAGCGUGGACCAGCCCCGGGACUGGUACCGCAGCAUGUUCCGGCAGAUGCACUGCAGGCUGCCUGAGCCCGAAUGGGACCCUCAUCCUUACCCCAUGGGUAAGCUCAGCUCCUCGCUGCCUCCGUCCCCCCCAGCGCCUCGCAGGAAUCCGGCUCUGCCCAACGGGGACUGGCCCCCCUGGGGUGUCCCUGGUGCCACCACAGAGCCCGGCAGCAUCUUUGACUACGAGCCAGGGAGCUCCUCGAUGCCGGAGCAGCCCCCGGCAGCGGUGCCACCAACGCGAGCUCGUCCCAUUGAGGUGCUGCUGGAGCAGGAGCUGGAGCAGCUCAGUGUGGAGCUGGACAAGGACAUGAGGGCCAUGGAGACGCGAUGGGAACCCUGUCAGAGCUCAGCACCGGACCCCGCCCCCCGCGGCCCCGCUCGGACCCCCCCGACCCUCCGGUCCCGGCUGCGGAUCCCGGGCACGGAGCGGAGCCCUCCGGGGCUGGGCAGUGACCGGAGCCAAGCAGCCCCCGGCAGAGACCCCCCGAGGCCCCAGACCCUGCCCCGCAUGGGGGACCCUGCAGAGCCCGGCAGGAGGGAGGAGAGGAAGAUGAGAGCCGCUCGCCUCAAGUUUGACUUCCAAGCGGAGUCCCCCAAGGAGCUGACGCUGCAGAAGGGAGACAUUGUCUACAUCCAUAAGGAGGUGGACAGGAACUGGCUGGAGGGGGAGCACCACGGCCGUGUGGGCAUCUUCCCCUCCAACUACGUAGAGAUCCUGCCCUCCACGGAGGUUCCCAAGCCCAUCAAGGCUCCAACCAUCCAAGUGCUGGAGUACGGGGAGGCCCUGGCGCUCUACAGCUUCCGAGGGGAGCUGCCCGUGGAGCUGUCGUUCCGCAAGGGUGAGCACGUGUGCCUGGCGCGGCGCGUGGACCACAACUGGUACGAGGGUCGCAUCUCCGGCACCAGCCGCCAGGGCAUCUUCCCUGCCACCUACGUGCAGGUGCUGAAGGAGCCGAGGGUCAGAUCCAGCUCCGAGGACGUCCCCGUCGCCAGCCCCCGGCCCCUCACUGCCUCCCCAGCCCCACAGCGCUCCCCCGCCCCCCCCCAGCAGCCGUGGUGCCCAUCCGGUGCCCCCGAGCAGCGCGCAGCCCCCGGCGCCCGCCCCGAGCCCGCCCCGUCCUACAACGGCUCCGACAUCCAAUGGACACCGUACCGCGCGCUCUACCAGUACCGGCCCCAGAACGCGGAUGAGCUGGAGCUGCUGGAGGGAGACCGCGUGGAUGUGAUGCAGCAGUGCGAUGACGGCUGGUUCGUGGGUGUGUCCCGGAGGACGCAGAAGUUUGGCACUUUUCCCGGGAAUUACGUGGCUCUGGUGUGAUCCGGACACUGGGAUGAGGAUUCCGUCCAUGCUGCUCCCUGCACGUCCCCUCCGUGCCCCCCAAUGGGGACAACACCUCCAGCUCCCGCCUGCCCCUAUGGGGCAGCUCUAACAAGGACCCCUCCCUCCACUGGGGGGUCCUGCAGUCCAGUGCCUUAACCAGACCCCUCCUCGGUGCCUGUGUCCCUCCAUCCGGGGAUGACUGUACCUCCUGCAGUGCCAGGGGCAUCCUUGCCGGUGCCGGGGCCUGACCAUGACGGCUGUGACCUGAGGUGUUGGUCCAGGGCCGUGCACCCGGGUGUUGUGGUUGCUUCUUGUCCAUCAUUAAAGCUCAGCUCAACCCAGG
Messenger RNA from Melopsittacus undulatus (budgerigar), 2193 nucleotides. It is a transcript of the gene SORBS3, whose product is annotated as sorbin and SH3 domain containing 3. The record is from RefSeq and is a predicted model, not a curated record. Gene Ontology annotation, molecular function: protein binding. NCBI's taxonomy places the organism in Eukaryota, Metazoa, Chordata, Aves, Psittaciformes, Psittaculidae. The coding region runs from base 51 to 1847 and encodes 598 amino acids. The transcript has 19 exons.